AAAAAGUGAGAAAAAAAAAAUUGAAAUUUGAGAGAGAGGCCAUAUAAUAAUUCAACUCUCCUCUCUAUAGUUUCCCUAUUUCAUCUUCUUCUUAUUCUUCAAAUAUCCCCCUCUUCUCCGCGAUUGGCUUCAAUUCCUAAUCUUAUUCGCUCCCGGUUAGAUCCAAAUCGAAUCCCCCAUCUUCCAAUUUCUAGGGUUUUUUUUUUUUUUUUUAAUUGGAUCAAAUCCAAUCACGGUGCUUCGGCGAUUGCUGAAUCCUCCUCGAUUGGGGGCGGCGCUAGGGUUUGUUCAUCGGGAUUCGCGGAUCCCCGGUUCGGUUCGGCACAAUUCCAACCAUGUUUUGGCGUAUGGCCGGCUUGUCCACGGCGUCUCCGGUGGAGACGAUUUUGGACAAGGAUAAUUUCACAUUGGAAGAGCUUCUUGAUGAAGAUGAGAUUAUUCAAGAAUGCAAAGCUCUUAAUGGGCGCCUAAUCAAUUUCUUGCGAGAAAGAGUCCAGGUGGAGCAACUCAUUCGAUAUAUUGUUGAAGAAGCUCCCGAGGAUGCUGAAAAGAGGCGAACUUUCAAAUUUCCUUUUAUUGCGUGUGAGAUUUUUACUUGUGAAGUUGAUAUCAUACUCAAAACAUUGGUAGAGGAUGAGGAGUUGAUGAAUUUGUUGUUCUCCUUUUUGGAACCAAAUCAUUCCCAUAGCACACUCUUGGCUGGCUACUUCAGUAAGGUUGUUGUUUGCCUGCUGUUGCGUAAGGCAGUUCCUUUUCUGCACUAUAUUCAGGGUCAUCAGGAUAUUGUCAAGAAGCUAGUUGACCUGAUUGGAAUAACAUCAAUCAUGGAGGUUUUAAUACGUCUGGUUGGUGCUGAUGAACAUAUGUAUUCAAACUAUAUGGAAGCAAUGCACUGGAUACAAGAUACCGAUGUGCUAGAGAUGAUUGUGGACAAGUUCAGCUCUUCAGAUUCUCCUGAAGUGCAUGCUAAUGCAGCGGAGACGCUUUGUGCUAUAACUAGGUUUGCUCCACCUGGACUUUCUUCUAAAAUCUCCAGCCCAAGUUUCAUAGGAAGAUUGUUUCGGCAUGCUUUGGAGGACUCUCGGCCAAAAUCGGUUCUUGUUAACUCUUUGUCAGUGUGUAUCUCUUUGUUAGACCCUAGGAGGCUAACUUUGGGAACAUAUCAUAUGUAUGGACGUCAAAUGACUCAUGGAUCCACAGUUACUGCCAACCCUGAGACUGUUGUCGGCAUGUUGGAGAGCCUAGGUGAUUUGCUGAAACUCUUGGAUGUUUCAUCAGUAGACAAUACGUUGUUAACUACAUAUGGCAAGUUACAGCCGCCUCUUGGAAAACAUCGCUUAAAGGUUGUAGAGUUCAUUUCGGUAUUACUUACAGUCGGUAGUGAAGCUGCCGAGAAGGAAUUGGUUAGUCUUGGAGCAGUGCAAAGAAUUUUAGACUUGUUUUUCAAGUACCCGUAUAACAACUUUGUGCAUCACCACAUAGAGAAUAUAUUAGUGUCAUGUUUGGAAAGCAAGAAUGCUCCUCUUGUUGAGCAUCUUCUUCGCGAAUGUGAUCUUGUUGGAAAAAUACUUCAAGCAGAAAAGAAUUCUACAUUGUCAGCUGACUCGGACAAGCCAACUAUUCCUGCUGAGGGUAGACCCGCACCCAGGAUAGGGAAUAUUGGACAUUUAACACGUAUAUCCAAUAAACUCAUUCAGCUGGGGAAUAACAACAGCGAGAUUGAGGCAUAUCUGCAGGAGAACAGUGAGUGGACUGAUUGGCAGACAAAUGUUCUAUCGAAACGUAAUGCACUGGAGAAUGUCUAUCAGUGGGCAUGUGGGCGACCAACAGCCUUGCAUGAUCGAAAUAGGGAUAGUGAUGAUGAUGAUUACCAAGAUAGAGAUUAUGAUGUUGCAGCUCUCGCUAAUAACUUGAGCCAGGCUUUUCGAUAUGGCCUUUACAGCAAUGAUGAUUUAGAUGAGGGCCAGGGUUCACUUGAACGAGAUGAUGAGGAUGUAUACUUUGAUGAUGAAUCUGCUGAAGUUGUCAUAUCUUCACUGCGUCUUGGAGAUGACCAGGAAAGUGGUUCUCUGUUUACAAAUUCCAACUGGUUCGCAUUUGAGGACGAUAGGGCUUCCAGUGAUCGUGCAACUGGAUCCCUUACCUCUCCAUCUCCUGAUACCAUGGAGGCUAAUGUUACCAAUGGUGGUGGUGAGGAUAAUGUCAUUGUUGGUGAAGAUGAUGACUUGGUUGACACUGCAACAUCUUCUCCAGAACCGGGAACAAAACCUGAAGAUUCAGAAGUUAGCGUGCCCAACAAUUCUACAGAAGUGGGAUCCAGUGAAACUGAUAAGCCACCGGAGUGGGUUGAAUGGAGGGAAACUUCAGAUUCUGGGGAACCAUCUGAUGCCCUACCUAAUGGUGAACUUCAAACGGUAUCUCCAGAUGCAGCGACAAGUUCCCCGUCCUCUGAUCCAUUGGUAAGUAAAGAUGAAAUUGAUGCUGGACAUCAAGCAGAAAUAUCAGCUGAGAAAACUUCAAAACCUUCUGAGCUUUCAGAAUCUGGAAAUGGGAAUCCAAGUUCUGAUUCAACCACUUCUGACGCUGCAGCAAGUGCUGUUGGAACAAAGGGCACUCAAGAAGCAGCAGCCACUGUAGGGGAUAAAAAGGAUGACAAGGAAGGGAACUAAUGUAAAUUCUUUAUGAUCAGUCGGUUUUAACUGGGCUAACUCAUUACUCCACAACAUUGAUCGGGUGAUCGGGUGGGAAGUUGAAUUCUGGACACUGGUUGGUUGGCGCCUAGCCACUCAUAGGGCCUUGCCACAUCAUCAAAGGCAGUGUUUUUGAAUAUAGGGCUGAUGAAAUUUUUUUCCCACCUGUAAAAAAUCUCUGUUCUCUUUUUUUGGUACCCUUCCCUCCCCGCCCUCUCUAUUUAUAUUUUUCAAGGAAAAGGGAAGGGAAGGUUUUCAUUUGCAGACCUCGUAGCAAGUAAUUUGAUCUUUCAUCAAUUGUCUAAAGCUAGGUUUUACGUAAGUUGGAUUUUUCACGUGGUGCAUGUAUCCUUAGCAAGGACCUGUCAAUAUAUAAACUUGUCCCCUCCCUCUCUCUGAAUGUGAAAUUUGAUUUCAUUUGAGUCUC
Messenger RNA from Rosa rugosa (rugosa rose), 3117 nucleotides. RefSeq lists its product as uncharacterized. Bases 336 to 2669 code for a protein of 777 amino acids. NCBI's taxonomy places the organism in Eukaryota, Viridiplantae, Streptophyta, Magnoliopsida, Rosales, Rosaceae. The transcript has 19 exons. Gene Ontology annotation, molecular function: protein phosphatase binding; protein phosphatase regulator activity. The record is from RefSeq and is a predicted model, not a curated record.